This is a messenger RNA of Rosa rugosa (rugosa rose), 2174 nucleotides long. RefSeq names its product protein NUCLEAR FUSION DEFECTIVE 4-like. Bases 488 to 2065 code for a protein of 525 amino acids. The record is from RefSeq and is a predicted model, not a curated record. The transcript has 3 exons. Gene Ontology annotation, cellular component: membrane. NCBI's taxonomy places the organism in Eukaryota, Viridiplantae, Streptophyta, Magnoliopsida, Rosales, Rosaceae.
UUUAAUAGGGUGGUGAUAUCACCACAAAAUAAAAGUGAUGAGCAAAUUUGAUUCCUUGAGCCUCCACCCUCCCAUUUGACAGAUGGUUGGAUAUGCUCCAAUUGGUGUUCAAGUUUCAUGGGCCAAUAGUUAGCUGGCCACCCAUUGACAACUCAGGGUGCCCAAACUAUGAAACGUGAUCUGACUUGUACCUACCCCCGAGUACCCGGGCUGUCCUAACCAAAUUCUGAUGGUGUGUUGCUAUGCCUCUGGCUCUUAUUACGGUCAGAUUCAAAACAAACAUCGGAAUUAUUACAAAACUUAUCCAUUUUUUCAGUUUUAGUUUUUGAUUUUUCCGGUCAAAAUUGGGAUAUGUGCCUCCAGUCUUAUCCUAGUAUCCUACAGCAGUCAUGCAUAUCCUCCUUCAUAAAAAAUCACAGUCUUCUUGAUCAGAAACCUUCAUGUUCCUAGCAUCGAUUAUUUUCCAGAGCUCUGUUCAUUGACGACGAUGGAGAGUCGUCGUCUGAGCAUGACCCGGUGGACGGCGACGGCGGCCAGCAUAUGGAUCCAAUGCUUCGGCGGUGCAUCCUACACCUUCAGCAUCUACUCCUCCGCGCUCAAGUCCUCCCAAGGAUACGACCAAUCAACGCUCGACACCGUGUCCGUCUUCAAGGACAUAGGCGCCAACGCUGGCAUCCUCUCCGGACUCCUCUACUCCGCCGUGGCCCUCAACCACCGCCGCGCCUGUUUCGGGGGGCCUUGGUUGGUACAUGUGGCGGGGGCAAUCCAGUGCUUCGCGGGGUACUUCUUCAUCUACGCCGCCGUGUCCGGGUUGGUGGCGCGGCCGCCGGUAGCGGUUGUUUGCUUGUUCAUGUUCUUGGGGGCUCAUUCUCAAACGUUCUUUAAUACGACUAAUGUCGUCACUGGCGUACAGAAUUUCUCUGACUAUGGCGGGACCAUAGUUGGUCUUAUGAAGGGAUUUAUGGGUCUUAGUGGAGCAAUACUGGUCCAAUUCUAUGACACACUAUGCAAAGGCAACCCCAGCAACUUCCUCUUAUUGCUGGCCUUGUUGCCAACACUGGUCUCCAUUUUGUUCAUGCCCUUCGUGAGAAUCUAUGGAGCUUGUAGAGCUGAAAUUGACAAGAAGUACUUAAAUUACUUCUCUGCUUUUGCUCUGCUCAUUGCUGCUUAUCUCAUGGUCACAAUCAUACUGAGAAACAUCUUCACUCUUCCAUUGUGGGCUAGUGUCUUCACAUUCACAUUACUUCUUCUGAUUCUACUCGCCUCACCCAUUGGAAUUGCAAUCAAAGCUCAAUUCAUGGAGUUAAAGAGACAGCGAGAAACGAGUACUUCUGCUGCUAGUUAUGCUUUACUUGGGAAAGAGGCCUCUAGAGAAUAUGAUCAUGAAGAUAUGAAUCUUGUGAGUGCUAUGAGCUCUGUUAAUUUCUGGUUUCUGUUCAUUGCAAUGCUUUGUGGAAUGGGUACUGGCUUGGCCACCAUAAACAACAUGGGCCAAUUAGGCCAGUCACUUGGUUACACAACUGUAGAGAUAAACACCUUUGUUUCUCUAUGGAGUAUAUGGAACUUUCUAGGCAGAUUUGGAGCUGGGUAUGUCUCAGAUUUUUUGCUACACACAAGAGGAUGGGCAAGGCCAUUGUUAAUGGUUCUCACUCAAGCAACAAUGGCUGCUGGGCACCUUGUAAUUUCAUCUGGGUUUUCUGGAAAUCUAUAUGUGGGUUCAGUCAUUGUAGGCAUCUGUUAUGGUUCACAGUGGUCACUAAUGCCCACCAUUAGUUCUGAGAUCUUUGGUGUCACACAUUUUGGUACCAUUUUCAACACAAUUGCCAUAGCCAGCCCUGUUGGGUCUUACAUUUUCUCAGUGUGGGUGAUUGGGUACAUUUAUGACAAACAAGCUUCUCGAGAACAUGAGUCCUCCUGCAAUGGCACUCACUGCUUCAUGUUGUCUUUUCUGAUCAUGGCCUCUGUUGCCUUGUUUGGGUCUCUUGUUUCUCUUGCACUGUUCUUCAAAACCAAGAGGUUCUAUGACUCCAUUGUGUUAAAUAGAUUGCGGCAUUUUCCAAACUAGCGAGUGAAAAAGAUGAAAACUUUGUGUACUUGUAAUUUUCAUCUUGUGAAGUGUGAACUCGUAACAAAUUAUAUUUAUUUCCGGAAAAUAAAAAGAUAAUUUUCUGUCA